Messenger RNA from Venturia canescens, 5499 nucleotides. It is a transcript of the gene twf, whose product is annotated as twinfilin actin binding protein. NCBI's taxonomy places the organism in Eukaryota, Metazoa, Arthropoda, Insecta, Hymenoptera, Ichneumonidae. Gene Ontology annotation, cellular component: cytoplasm; actin filament; myofibril. Bases 180 to 1229 code for a protein of 349 amino acids. The transcript has 5 exons. Gene Ontology annotation, biological process: positive regulation of neuron projection development; barbed-end actin filament capping; regulation of lamellipodium assembly. Gene Ontology annotation, molecular function: actin monomer binding; actin filament binding. The record is from RefSeq and is a predicted model, not a curated record.
GAGUGAGUGAAGUCGAAGUCAGUAAAGUCAGUUGGAUACAGCCAGACAGCGCUCGCUGGUCGUUCUUUAGUUUUUGGCAGAUUGAACGAGCGCCUUUCAAGAAAAAAAAAAAUACAGACGAAAACAAAUUGAUUCAGGCAGUCUAGGCGCGUUUAUAAUCGGAGUGAAAUCUUUCUAAAAUGUCUCAUCAAACAGGAAUAAAAGCCAACGACGCUCUCAAGAAAAUAUUCGCCAAAUGUCGUGAUGGAAAAAUCCGUGUGCUCAAAGUAUCCAUUGAAAAUGAGGAACUAGCACCUGCGGCAUCGUCGAAGCCUUCUGGAAAAUGGCAGGAUGAUUACGACAAGAUGGUCAAACCUCUAGUAGUAGAAGAUCAGCCGGCGUACAUACUCUACAGAUUAGAUACAAAGUCGUCCGAUUCAGGUUAUGAUUGGUUGUUUAUCUCGUGGUCUCCCGAUACAGCCCCCAUACGCCAAAAGAUGUUGUAUGCUUCAACGAAAGCAACGCUCAAGCAGGAAUUCGGCACGGCUUGUAUAAAAGAUGAGCUGCACGGUACUGUCCCAGAGGACAUAACAAUGGAAGGUUAUCGCAGGCACAAAAAAAACGAUGCUGCUCCUGUUCCUCUGACCACUGCCGAGGAAGAACUUGUGGAGUUAAAAAAAAGUACCAUUAACACGGACUACAGUGUUGAAACGAGGCAUCAGACACUCAGUGGAGUCGCUUUCCCCGUCACUGACGAGGCCAAAAACGCUAUCGUCGAUUUUGGCAAAGGAAUACACGAGUACAUACAACUUCGAAUCGAUCUCGAAGAAGAAAAAAUUCAUCUCGUUAUGGUCGCCUCCGAAGUCUCGUUGGAUAAACUCCCGACCAAAGUUCCCGCCGAUUCGGCCAGAUAUCAUCUUUUUAAUUUUAAACAUACUCACGAGGGUGAUUAUAUGGAAUGUGUAGUCUUCAUAUACAGCAUGCCCGGAUACAGUUGUAGCAUUAAGGAGAGGAUGUUGUAUUCAUCUUGCAAAGCUCCAUUUCUGGAUCUCAUCCAAUCGCUCGGUGUAAACAUAGCAAAAAAGUUGGAGGUAAAUACCGGAGAGGAAUUAACGGACAUGUUGGAGGAUCCUCCAACGAUAAAAGAUACGGCAGCAACGACACCCGUGACCCCAUCGACGCCCUCGGCUCCCAUACAGACAUUACCUGAGAAAAAGUCCAAGCAGAAGCGCUCUUGCGUCUUGAGUUAACGGGUUCAAUAUCCGUUUGUCCGGCAGCAUCUGUGAAAAAGAACUGAAAAAAAACGAAGUUGAAAAAGCAAUGGUUUAUGACGAUAAAGAAUGUUUUAAAAGCUUUCGUCGAAAGUUGAAAUUUGUAUUUGACCCAGUAUAGACGAAGGCGAUUCGAUUUUUUGAGAAUUUUAAACAGUUCAAAAAUUCUCUUUCCAUUUUUCGCCUGCUCAAAAGUGAAAUCAAAUAUAUCUCAUCAAAAAAACUCAAUGGAGUUUCAUACUCUUAACGUGUUCGCGCGAUCUAACGCACUUGGAAAAAAAAAUCAUGCGAAAACGACAGCCAAAAGCAAAAAAGCAAAGUCGAAGAUAGCUGAAAUUUUUUAUUGAAUUUAUCGCAAACUCUUUUCUGAAACGAGGUGAUAAUAUUCGUAUACUUGUUCGUAGCGAAACAGAGUAGACCGAACGAUGUAUUUUUCUAAAUUUCCAAAAAACUCUGAUAAGACACCCUGUAUCAUCUUCGAAUUAUGUAUGUUUCUCUUAGAUAUUUUAAAAAAUAUCUGUGAUCGAGCGAUCAGAACCUUUCGUUAUUCCGGAAAAAUGCUUUUUACCCUCGCAGUAUUUAUUUCCGAUGAAUGAUUUUCCAAAAGUGAUUUUAUAUGUUGCACUGAAUUGUGCUAUCAAUACUACUGAUAAUACUUUUUUUUUCAUAUCGUAUUACAAGAAAACAUGACGAAAAUGAUAAAAAAUCUUUUUUUCGUCAUACUACUCACAGUCUUGAUGCGAAUGAUGCGAAUGAAAUGUUGCUGAGCAUAUUAAGAUCCCUUAGAAAAUUGAUCACAACGAAUAAAUGAUCAAAGACUAUUUUUUUCAGCGAGAGGUUCUAAUCUCCAUUGCACAAUUUCCUGAUCACGAAAAGCAUUUAAACAUUAUGAUGAUAAAAAAAAAAACAAAAAAAUAUAGGACGUGAAACUAAUCGAAGCGUAGAAAGAAAUAAUGCCAAUUUAAUUGUAACGUUUUGUCUUUUAGUAUUCAUUCAAAUUGUAUAUUACGAGUUGUACGAUUUUUUAUCUCGAGAUGAAUGUUAGAUUUUGAGGUCGUUCGUCAUACUCGGUUAACGAGAGAAUUUCGAGUCAAGCCUUUAAGUCUUCCUCCCUGCUUUCAAUGUCCUGAUCUUGAUUCUUUAUGCUAAUUUUUAGUUUUUUUCAAUACUGCAAUCGCGCAAGAAUGGUUAACGAAGGAUUUCCUGAUAUCUGAUUACUGCGGUAAAUUUUGCCACCCGUAUCAUAUAAUAAUUAUAUAUGAAAUCAAUUCACACGUUAAUUCAAAUGUAUUUCAAGUAUUUUUUUUGUUUGUUUAUUUUUUUGAAAUUAUUCGCGUCUGUGAUUUUCAAUUCGGCCUCGAAUUGUCGAAGAAGUUUGCUCAUCCAAUCAAAACUUAUUGUCUGCGAAAAUUUUGAAUCUUCAUCUAGAUUAAAUUAGUUUCUAGUCUUGUAAAGAAGUGAUAUGUAACAUAUAAGUUGUCUAUUAAUCGUUUUUAGGUAAAAUUUUGCCUCGCCCGCCUGAUUACGUUUUUAGUUCUCGAAGGUUUGACUGGGAAAUUCGUUCGAAGCGACAAUUUAGAAUUUAUCGUUGUAGGAAUUGAUGGAUUUUAAUCGAAUACGUAUAGGGCAAUUUGAUUGCCACAUGUGAUUAUUAGUGGGUUAAGAGAAGAAAGAAUUCCAUGUUCUCCAUUCGGCUCGCCCGAUCCGCGUCUAGCUUCUCCCCGUAAUCCAACUUUUUUAAACCGUAAAUUGUGCUCGUUAUUGUACUCGAAUUUAAUUUAAGUCUGACGCGUCCACCGCCAGACAUAACAUCAGAUUUUUCCUUCGAUAUCUCAACAACUGUUUCUGUCUAAAGUUUUGGUCGUAAAGCGUUGUCAUUUGUCGAGGUUUCAAGAUGUGAAAACAACUCUUUUUCAUGGAGUUCGAAAUUUCAAAAAACUGCCACUCAUUGAGAUAAAGAAAAAAAAACAAACGAUUAAAUGUACCAUCAGAAAAUUUGCAUAUCGAUUUCAAGAUUUCGUAGGUUUCAUCUCUCCAUUUUUCUAAAUUCGUUCGUGAUUGGUGAUUCGCAAUAUUUGUUGUCAGGGACAUUGAUAAAUUGUGUUGGUUUUUUUAUGUGGCAGUACGGAUAGCGUUUACAAAAAUUCCGAGUCAAGCGUACGGUUAUAUUUUUUGAAGUGGCUCAUAUAAGUGAAUAUAUAGAAACAUGUUACACACGAAAAAGCACUGUUGAAAACAAAUGACUUCACAUUCAAGUUACUUUGUUAGCAGAGACAUUUGAAUAUACGUUUAAAAACUACCGUUCAAUGGUCUUUUUGAAUGUUAUUUAUAAAUUAAUUUUCGAACAAGUUGCAGUUCUUAAAACCUCUCAAUUUAUUUAAUCGAAAUUAUGUGAUUUUUUAAAACACAAAGAACACUGAAAAAUUCAUUACCGAACGUUUUUUUUUCAAUCGAAUAAGCUGAUAUUCAUCUAAUUCACAACGAAACGUUGUUUCUAAACCUCUCCAACAUUGAAAUUUGACUUUUGGAUGGAUGAGUUAAUUGCAAAUUUAGGACGAGCUCCCCCCCCCCCCCCCCCCUCUAUCUUGCCGGAUUCUCUGACUGGUCUAGCUUAGAGACUAAGAAAAAUGAGGUUUUUCGGAAAUACAUUUUGACCGGUAAUACAUAUAUGUAUACACGAAUAAAAUAAUAUCUGCCAAUCCAAUGACGACUUGGGUCACCAUAAAGAGAUUAAAAAACAAAAUGAAGUAUGGGCAGUAAAUCGUUGAAUCGCACAUGCACAAGAGACGAUCCCUCUUCAGAGGAGGAUCAAACUAAUUUGACAAGUCAGUUUUUACGACAAGAAUAUGUAAACGCAUCGGGCACGUUGUUACGAGUCAAUCCAAUCCGCUGGAAGAUUGGAUGUAACGAUGAGCCUGUACGUAAAAAUCAAGAAAAAGUAAUCUCGCGUAAGCUCUCAUAUUCGUAGAAAACUAUUCGACCUAUUGAACUUAACAAAUAUUGUGAACGACGUAAGACUGAAUGUGGUACAGUCUCACCUGCUCUAAAUCCAGUGAAAGAUGCAACAGUAAGAAAAUCAGUGAAAACAACCAACAUAAUAGUCUUUAUAUCGUUUCCAUGGAAACCGAUGAAAUAAAGUCUUGAAAAGUUUCAAAAUAUCAACCGAAGAUGAAAGGAUGAAAUAAUUGAAAAAGAAAAAGAAACAUUGAAAUUUCACUGCAUCAGGAUAUCGAGUGGAUGAGUCCGCUAGACAAUUAGCCAGAUGAUGAUAUUCGAGAGGCAUUCUAUUUUUUGUGAUGUGUAUUUUUUUAAAUCUCGUAGCUUUUUAUAAAAAGGUUUUUCGAACAAACGAAUGUGAAACCGCCAAGCGUUAUGUCCGAGUCACAACUAACAAUUUGUCAUAAUGAAGUUUGCACCGUUGAAUGAUAAUUUUUCAAUGAGAUUCUCCGAUCAUUUUUAUCAGUGUUUAUUUUGAUAAAAUUGAGUUUUGCAGACGUUCGGCAAAUUCAAGCGUGAGGUAUUUAAUUUGAGAAUUGAAAAUUAAUAAAUAAAUGUAAGAUGUUUAUUAUUGAAUUCAAACGAUGCAAACUUCGAUACUAUACAAGUUUAACUUUUGCACACGUUAAUGUCCCGUGUCAAGAUGUUCGAGAACAUUAUGAAAUUUUUUUCAAAUUUCGCUGGUUGUAAUAUUAAUAACAAUCAUCGUCCAAUUAUUGUGGCAAAUUAAACCCAUUCAAUGUGUUCUUUCUUGAAGUUUGAGAGAAAUAGAAAUAAGGGAAACCGGUGGUAGCAUCAGAUACAAAAAUCGAGUGAAUGCGAAUUGGGGUAAAAGAUUCGGAGUGAAAUUUCGCAAUUUUUUGCGAAUAUUAUUAACACAUUAUUAAAUAAAUUUUCAAAUGCUCAAAACAAAUGGAACCACAAAAAAACAAUCGUACUAUUAACUUGUGUUUGAGAUUAACAAACAAUGUGACGCACACCGAUUGUCCUGCAUGGCUUUUUCAUUUUUUUAUGUUUUGCCAGAACACUCGGUUCUUCCGGCCUAUUCUGUGAGUCUUUUUUUCUCAUUGAAAUAAAGAACAAUAAACACGAAACGACAAAAUAAUGGUUAAAACGAAAAUAUGAUUACUAGUAUGGAAUAUUGUUUUUUUUUUCUCAUAGUCGUAGGUUCGUUAUUAUGAACAUCGUAAUCUUGUAUAUCUUGCCAACAUUAAAAUAUGCUACGAAAAAUAAAACCCAUUACGCAAUUUAA